This is a messenger RNA of Yamadazyma jaroonii, 1098 nucleotides long. The record is from the annotation of a GenBank genome assembly. Lineage: Eukaryota; Fungi; Ascomycota; Pichiomycetes; Serinales; Debaryomycetaceae.
AUGAUACCUGCUGAUGUUACUCAGUGUUUAACCAUACUUGAUGGAUUACAAGAUCAAGUCUUUGAUAGAUUUGAAGAUAUUGUCAACAUUGGCGACCCAUUGACUGGAGGAUCAGUAGAGUCUAUCGAUUUUAUUCGAUCUUCAAUCUCAAAAGAUGCUACCAAAUUAAUUGGCAAGUUCGAGAAUACGUUGAAUAUUCUUAAGAUCAAAGUAAAUAAUUAUAUCGGUACAUUUGAUGUGGACCAUGAUCGAUUGAAAAUAAUUUUCGAGUUAUAUCAAGACAAAUUAUCUAAUUUGAAACACCAAUUAAAGGAAACUGAAUUGAAAUCGUAUAGAUUAGAAGAAGAGUUCAAUCACAAACAAAGAAUGAAAAGCUUCAGCAAAGUUCCAGAAAGAGAGAAAACAUUUGAAGAAAUGAAACAAGAACUAUUUGACGGGAGAUCAAACGAAGAUAAAGAAUUAAAAGAACGUGAUGUUGAGCAGCAAUUGCUAGAUACUAACAAAUCAGUCACCGCAUCUUUAAAGAAUACUCGACAAUUGAUGGCAGCAUCUAUAAUACAGACUGAGUUGAGCAUUGAUUCAUUAGAUCAACAACUGAAAGACUUGAAUAGUUUCAAUGGAUUAUUGGAUGAACUUAACAAUACUUUGAAGAAAUCUAAAAAUAUAGUGAAGUUCAUUGAGAAACAAGAUAGAUCAGAUAAAAACAGAAUUUACCUCAGUCUAGGAUUUUUGAUGGUUUGUUGUGCAUGGGUCAUCUGGAGGAGGAUAUUGAAACUUCCUGUAAAGAUUUUGUUGUGGUCAACCAUAAAAGUUUUCAGAAUAUUCUUAUGGUUCAUGCCUAGUAAGGUGUUAAAUGCUGAAGAAGUGAUCUCUUCACAGGUCUUAGCUUCAGAAAUGUCAGCUACAGCCGUGGCCACAUUAUCAACCUUGGCCAUUGUAUCGACAAUAACUUCAACUAUAUCAACCAGUAUUUCAACUAUAUCAACCGGUUCAUCGAUACCAUUGAGUGAAAGGCUAAAUGAGGAAAUUAUUAUGGAUAUGGAAGUGAGUAAAACAUGGGAAGAAAUAGUAACAGAAGUAAUCAAAGAUGAAUUGUAG